This is a messenger RNA of Didymella exigua CBS 183.55, 795 nucleotides long. Its product is annotated as NAD(P)-binding protein. The coding region runs from base 1 to 795 and encodes 264 amino acids. Gene Ontology annotation, cellular component: intracellular anatomical structure. NCBI's taxonomy places the organism in Eukaryota, Fungi, Ascomycota, Dothideomycetes, Pleosporales, Didymellaceae. Gene Ontology annotation, molecular function: oxidoreductase activity, acting on NAD(P)H, oxygen as acceptor. The transcript is spliced from 3 exons. The record is from RefSeq and is a predicted model, not a curated record.
AUGAACGCAGUGCCCAAGUCUGGGCCUGUGAAAACAGUCCAGCUUGAGGGCAAGAUCAUCGCCAUCACAGGCGCCAACAGAGGUAUCGGACUCGGGAUAGCAGACUGCUGUCUCGCUAACGGGGCCUCAAAGAUCUACUCCAUCGACAUUGGCGAAACAAGCGACGAAUUUGCCUCUGUAUCAAAGAAAUACCCAGGCCAGAUGUUCGCGCUGCAAGCCGACGUGACGAAAGAAGAAUCUAUUCAAUCAGUCGUCGAGAAAAUUCUCUUUGAAGCCGGUGGUCUGCACGGUAUGGUCGCCAACGCAGGUCGCACAAAGCACAAGCCCGCGCUGGACUUCACAACCGAGGAAAUUGAUCAACUGUGGGGCGUCAAUCUCUACGGUUCCUUCUACACCGCGCGCUGCGCGGCGCGAGCUUUCAUUAAGCAAGGCGUCAAAGGCUCCAUAGUAUUCACCGCGUCCAUGGCCUCGCAUCGUCCCAACAAGCGCGUUCCCAGCGCGCCCUACGGCGCCUCCAAAGCCGGUGUCAAGAACAUGACGCACACGCUUGCCAUGGAAUGGGCACAGUAUGGGAUUCGAGUUAACAGCGUGUCGCCAGGCUUGGUUAAGACGGCGAUGACAUACUGGGUCGAGCAGCAGCCGGAUUGGGAGCAGCAAUUGAAGUACUACGGUGGUAUUCCGCGGCUGGCGGAGAUUGAGGAGCUGGGUGGUGCGUAUGUGUAUCUGUUGAGUGAUGCGGCGAGUUACACGACGAGUAUCGAUGUGCCGGUCAACGGAGUCAUUGGCAUCUGUUAG